AUGUCAUCACUCCUCUUCCGUUCCAGCUCUCUCUUCCUCUUACUCGUUCUUUCAGUCCUUGUCUCAUCCUUCACCUUCGCUCACGAUGGUUCUCAUCUCGAUUUCGUCAUUGACUAUCCGAUGGUCGACAAUGGAACCGUCAUUCCACUCGAUGCAGCUGAUUAUGCCGAUAAUGAAGUUGUCAUUCGAUUCAAUCUUCCUCGACUUCCUCUCGGUGGCAAUGCCGAUGAUUCGAAACGAAUUUACGUAAAAUUCACUCGCAACGAUACCUAUCCUUCGUUUUUGACCUUUGAUGAAAGUAAUUCGAAUACCACAUCAGUUACUAAUUGUAUGAGAUUUAGAACGAGAGUGGGAGCACCGCCAAGACCAGAAAGACCUUCCGGUAAUGUGUAUGAAACCUAUAAGAAUACUACUUCAAUGGCAGUGAAUGUUGGAUCGUGUGAUUUUUAUAUUGAAGUCAAGCCUGGUUUUUAUGAUCCACAACAAACAUCGGAUCCAAAGUGUGUGGUGAGCUUUGUGUUGGGUAAGAUGACAUGUGACAGCGCCUGUCAAAGUGCAAUGAAGACCACUUGUGAUGCUGAAUUGAAUUAUGAGGCUAGAGUGAAUCAUGCCAUGGCAACUACGAGUACUUCUGGAUUUUUCUUUGCCAUGAUCUUAUUGAUGGUUUUGAGCUUUUUAAUGUCUUUCUAA
Naegleria fowleri is the source of this 690-nucleotide messenger RNA. RefSeq lists its product as uncharacterized. The transcript has a single exon. The record is from RefSeq and is a predicted model, not a curated record. NCBI's taxonomy places the organism in Eukaryota, Heterolobosea, Eutetramitea, Acrasida, Naegleriidae. The coding region runs from base 1 to 690 and encodes 229 amino acids.